AUAUUUAUCUUACAUGAGUGAAGCUCAGCAAUCGUCUUCAGGCCUCGAUGCACCUAUCCAAUGGCCCGUAACCAGGAGCGCAUACAAAAUUAUCCACUCUAUAGGUCAAGGGGCAACUUCUGUGGUUCACGAGGCGGAAUGUAUCCCACUUGCUAAAAAAUGUGCAAUCAAAAUAAUUAACUUAGAAAAGUGCAGCACUUCUGCCUCCCUGGACGAGAUAAACCGCGAGAUUAAAUCUAUGAAAAAUAUGAAAAACGAAUGCAUUGUUGCAUAUUAUGCAUCGUUUGUAGACAAGACCGAACUACUUAUCGUGAUGGAUUUAUGCCAAAGAGGUGGGUCGUUACUGGAUGUAAUAAAAUUCACUCACAGCAAAAGGGAUAUAACUUACGGUGUUUUUGAUGAAAACACAAUAGCAACAAUAUUAAAAGAUGUCUUGCGCGGACUUGCUUAUAUUCACGAGAAUGGCCUUGUUCAUCGACGGUUUAUGCGCAUACAUAAUAGCGUAUACUAA
Protopolystoma xenopodis is the source of this 511-nucleotide messenger RNA. The record is from the annotation of a GenBank genome assembly. Lineage: Eukaryota; Metazoa; Platyhelminthes; Monogenea; Polystomatidea; Polystomatidae.